Physcomitrium patens is the source of this 2382-nucleotide messenger RNA. The record is from RefSeq and is a predicted model, not a curated record. NCBI's taxonomy places the organism in Eukaryota, Viridiplantae, Streptophyta, Bryopsida, Funariales, Funariaceae.
UUUUUUUUUUUUUUUUUUGAGUUGCGAUGAUUGAUUACAUGGAGGAAGGAGAUAAUAGGAGCAAGAUGAUGGGGUCGUGAUUGGAAGGAGCACAGCAGAAGAGCUCUGGUACCCUUAUUGGCAUUACCAGAGCCACAAUUGGAGAAGAGAGUGGAGGACUUAGAGGAGAAAAUACAGGCCGGACAAGAAGGUUUUCAAGACUCCAUGAUGAAGCAGAUCCAAGCCUUGACUGAGCAGAUGGCAUUCAUGGUAAAGAAUCAAAAUUCAAACACCCACCUCCUCGGAUAGAGUCUGGUAACCAUAACUCGGGGGUUUGGUGCACUACUUGUGGCCAAAAUGGACAUUCAUCUCUUCAGUGCCGAGUAAGGCCUCAAGGUAAUCCAAAUCGUCAACCAUACCAGCCAACACAGGGCUAUGGAAGAGAUAGAGGACCUCAGCAGCGGCAAGGAGGUUAUCAAGGUGGUCUUCAAGGAUAUGGUAGAAGUGGCAAGCCUCGGAAGGAGUACCAUGAGCUUUGCAGGAGAUGGCAUGAGCCGGGUCAGUGCUGGGAUGAUGGCCAACUACGGCCGUGUGGCAAUUGUGGUAGCAAUCAUCCUACCCAUGAAUGUAGACAACCUGACAAGGUAAUUCAACUACCACCACCAAUAAUAAAUCCUUAUGAGAACGCGCGGAAUAACAUGAGAGAUCAGAGACGACCUCAUGGUGAUGAUCAGAGGACUAAAACCUCCUAAUCUCUACUACAACUAUGAGGAUUUCAGACAAAACCAUCAACCUUCGGAAGGGUUACAAACCUCCCAAGGUUAUAUCCCAGUUGCCCAAAAUCAACAAGGCGGCUAUCGAAACUAUGCAAACGAAAAACAAGGUCCAUCUUCUAACCAAGAUGUUAGAGUAGCAGAAGAGGUCUUAUUGAAGGGUCCUGUGCCAUCUCUAGCAAAGACCACAGUGGUGAUUGAAGAACAUGAAGCACCUUCUAAUUUAGUGACCCAUGAAUUGAAGAAAAACGGAGGCGGUGGCCAUGAGAAUGCUACUUUGGCUGUGAUUACCCGAGGGCAAGCUCAUAGGCAAUCACCAAUCGAUGAAGAAGACUCAAAUAGUAGUGAGUCUGAAGAGUUGUUGGAUUUAGUAGCUCUUGAGGCGGUUGCAAAGGAGGUGGUAAAAAUUACAAGGGAGGUAGGCGGCGCAGUAGGUGAUGAAAGGUCAUCUGAAGGCUCUGAUCCAGGUAAAGGGUUAGAACCGGGUGAAUGGGAGGGUCCAGAUAUUCCAGAGGAGGAGUUUGGAGGGUUGAGUGAUACGACGCCAACCUCUUACUAGAAGUAUGAUCUCUGGAGGGACUUGCGGAGGAUAAAGGCUGACAUCUCAAUUGCUCAACUAUUGGAGAUAUCUCCUUUGAUGAGGAAGAGUUUCAAAGAAGGAUUGCCUAGGGCGAAGAGGAAGAAGAAGACUCAGAAGAGGACAGUGGCUAGGGUACAAGCAUCUAUUAGGCCAAUGGAUGUGAAGGCAGUGGAGAUCGAGGUCACUAUCGUGGACAAGAUGGUUCCGAAUGUGCUUAUUGAUGGAGGUAGUGGGCUUAACAUCAUGCCACUUCAUACCAUGGAGAAGUUGGGGUUGAAUUUAACCGGACCUUCACCAUUUGUAUUAAACAUGGCAGAUCAGAGUCCUGCUAGGCCUUUAGGCCAGAUCACGAACUGUAAAAUCUCUACAGGGGAGGAGGAUUAUUUAGUGACCUUCCAUGUUAUCAGGAUGCACACUUCCAAAGAAUCUUUUCCACUUCUGUUAGAUCGUCCGUGGUUGAGGAUGGCCAAUGUCGCCAUCAUGUGGGGUGGUGAUAAGCCCUCCAUAGUUUACGGUCCAUAUGAAAACCCCACUAAAGUUAGAAUCAAGCCUUUGAUAGGACUCGAGGUGGUUGACACCAUAUCUAUUGGAGAAGGCACACCAUUAAAAUCCGUGGAUGGGAUGACGUUUGAAGCUGAGGUUCAAACCUUGAAGUGUCUUGGUCCAAAUCUCCACCAUUGGUCAGACAAUGGAGAGUAUGCCAAGUGGCUCCAGGACAACCUUGAUUCUUCAUCAGAAUUGACGGCAGGAUUGAAUUUCAUUGGAAUGGAGUUGGACGAUGGUUUGACACCUUUAAUUGAGGUAGAUGUCCAUUUGAUUGGAAUAGAGGAUGUUGAAGGAGUAGAGGUUUUACAGGAAAGUGAGCAUUUGGGAGGAUCAUUGAAAUUUAAGACUGGUUCUUCGGAAAUUACGGUUGGAGAAGACGUUUUCAGUUAUCCCAAUGUGCCUUCGGAUUGGUAUCAAGAUAACAAUGAGCAAUCUCAUAUUGUCGUGUUGUAAUACGAGUAUACAGUGAAAAUAAAAAGAAAGGGAAAUUUUAUUAAUAUUCAA